GACUAUUCUACUGUCCUAUUUAUUCUUCCGGAGUCUGGGUUCACAGCACAAACCGUUCGCCUUCGACUUUACGUCAAUCGUGCAGUUCUCUAUCUUUCUAGUUCCAACUUAGAGAGCCCCAACGCCGCCUUGUUUGAUCUCCAGCAGGCCCAAUCUCUCCUCGUCUCAACUCUUGAUCGCCUUGCCAACGUUGCUAUUUUAGAGAAAAGUCAGCAGCCCCAAACGCCAUUGCAUGCAGUGAAGACCUUGGUGAGACUUCAGCCAUUGAUUGGCAGACCUCUUGUCUCAUCCGUUUCCCGAGAAGCCAAACAACAACCGCAUUGUGGAGUGGAUGAGCCUGAGCAAGAGGGGAAUUCAAAACUGACUAAGGGAGAGGAGACACCAGGUGAAACAGACGAGGCAGUGGCCAUGCUAGCUGGAAUCCUUGAAGCCCUACUCUUCAGAAGUACUAGAGCACGAAAAGUCGGGCCUCGAAAUUCUGAGUUCCAGAGUUGGUUGGCCGGCUCUGAACGUCAUCUGCGAAGGAAACGAGUAUUGGCACUCUGCCGACGACUUCGAGAGCAAGUAGCCUUGGCAAGUGCCCAUUUUAGAGCAGAUGACAUAUCGCAUGAGCUUGAGCCUCUGAUACCACCGAGUUACCGACAAUUGACUAGCACAGAAGCAGACCUCAGAAAGAUCGGUCAGGUGGCACUAUUCUGGCCAGAGUUACAACUCUCCCUCGCUUAUUGUCAUCACAGGGGUGGUCGUCUUCAUUCUGUUAUUCAGAUCACCAGCCAGCUGAACACCCUGAUGCCAGGCUAUCCAGAAGCUUUAAUAGCUCGAGGCAAUGCCCUAAUGGAUCUGGGUGGUAUGUUUACAGACCUACCAGGGGUCUGUAAUACUGCAUGGCGGCUAGGCAGACUCGAUUUCGCAACCGCUCUUCUUUCUAGUACAGAGCAUAAUUCAGUACAAUUGCAGCCGGUGCGUGAAAUUGCUGCUGCUCUCCUUCCUAAAGGAAUUCUUUCCUCCCAAGCCGCAAACUUUGAUGACGAGAGCAACAUAAAACCUGGCUGUCCUGCUUGCGGCCCAAGUGUAGACGAAAGUACUUCAAUCAGUACCAGUGCAUCCGGA
Protopolystoma xenopodis is the source of this 1110-nucleotide messenger RNA. The record is from the annotation of a GenBank genome assembly. NCBI's taxonomy places the organism in Eukaryota, Metazoa, Platyhelminthes, Monogenea, Polystomatidea, Polystomatidae.